This is a messenger RNA of Platichthys flesus (European flounder), 1463 nucleotides long. RefSeq lists its product as uncharacterized. Lineage: Eukaryota; Metazoa; Chordata; Actinopteri; Pleuronectiformes; Pleuronectidae. Bases 370 to 1443 code for a protein of 357 amino acids. The record is from RefSeq and is a predicted model, not a curated record. The transcript is spliced from 3 exons.
CUCUACAUUCAUGUUGUCACUCUAUUUUACACUCAGACUUCUGAUUCACCUGAAGUGAGUUUGAGAAAGAAAGUAAAAAUAUAAAUGAACCAUUCAUUCAUUUUCAGAUAAACACCUGUAAAGUGAUGCAGAAAGAAAAUAUAUGAAUGAAUUAUCAUCAGUAUUAUUUUCUAUCUUUGUUUAGAAGUUUCUAUCGUCUAGAGUUCAAAAUAUUACGGAGUCUGAAAAAUGUUAUUCUUAUUCUUAUUCUUAUUAUUAUUAUCAUUAUUAUUAUCAUUAUUAUCAUUAUUAUUAUCAUCAUCAUGACUGAGUUCCUCUCCUCUCGAUGAGGACUUGUCAUCAGUGUGUGGAGUCAUUAGUUGAAAUGCUAUGGAAUGCUGCUCAUGGAAAUGUGUUUCUUUUCUACAGAAAGUAAAAAGUAAACUAAGUGUUCUCUGGUAUGUUAUGAAUCUGAUUCUCUGUGUUACAGUGGUACAGUGUGAGAAUGGCUGGGAUGUGAGUUACACUUCUACUGAGAUCUGUGCCGUCAGAGGAUCAACAGUGGACAUUACCUGUACCUACACAUACCCAUCCACAUUUAAUAACCAUGAUACUACAGUUCAGGAAACUUUCUGGUUCAUUAAAGAGAGUAAUGGGAUUCACGUUGAUCUAAGGACUGAUCCGGAGUAUUCAGGUCGUGUGGAGAAUCUCUGUGGAAACAACAAGUGCACUCUGAGAAUCUCUAACCUGAGAGAGAGCGACUCAGCUGUGUACAAGUUCAGGUUCACAACAAACCAACCUACUGGGAGUUUUACUGGUUCAGCUGGAGUCACUCUGUCUGUCACUGAUUUGCAUGUGCAGGUGAGAGGAUCAGUGAGGUCUGAGUAUACUAUCAAUGCAGAGCUCAGGUGUCAGAGCAGUUGUCGUCUUCCUGAUCUUCUGAACUACGUCUGGUACAGGAAUGGAGAUGAGAUGGAGAAGGAAGAAGGAGCAUCUUUAUCACGUACUUUUCAUCCUACAACCAGUGUUUCCUGUGCUGUUAAAGGACACGAGGAUUUCCGCUCUCCAUCAAUGUUGGUGAGUCAGAAUGGCUGGAAUGUGAGUUACACUUCUACUGAGAUCUGUGCCUUCAGAGGAUCAACAGUGGACAUUAACUGUACCUACACAUACUCAUCCAGGUGGAAUAACCUUGAUACUACAGUUCAGGAAACUUUCUGGUUCAUUCAAGAGAGUAAUGGGAUUCACGUUGAUCUAAGGACUGAUCCGGAGUAUUCAGGUCGUGUGGAGAAUCUCUGUGGAAACAACAAGUGCACUCUGAGAAUCUCUAACCUGAGAGAGAGCGACUCAGCUGUGUACAAGUUCAGGUUCACAACAAACCAACCUACUGGGAGUUUAAUUGGUUCAACUGGAGUCACUCUGUCUGUCACAGGUAACAUUUUCAUUAGAGUCAGUUUGAAAUGUUAGUGUGUAUGUUGAAAUAAAAU